AUGCUGCCUCUCAGACCAUCAAAGACCGCUCUGCGGUCCAUUCACAUCCAGAGGCAACUUGCCUCUGGACGCCGGCCCUUCUCGACUUCGUUUGUGGCUUCGGCUGCGUCGCCCCACCGCUCUUCUCCUCAGAAGCGUGCCUCGAGCACCGCGACGGCCACCACAACCCCUCGCCCUGUGCCUAGCCCUGCCUUCAAUCAAGAACCCCAUCGCAAUGAGGUUUCGCCUCUUCAGAACCGUCAGCUCCCUGAGCUUGAUGACUCGAUGGUCGGAAUGAGCGGUGGUGAAAUCUUCCAUGAGAUGAUGAUGCGUCUUGAUGUGAAGCACGUCUUCGGUUACCCCGGUGGUGCCAUUCUUCCCGUGUUCGACGCCAUUUACAACUCCAAACACUUCGAUUUCAUCCUCCCCAAGCAUGAACAAGGUGCUGGCCACAUGGCUGAGGGUUACGCUCGUGCAUCUGGCAAGCCCGGUGUUGUUCUAGUCACCUCUGGACCUGGAGCCACCAACGUCAUUACCCCCAUGCAAGAUGCCAUGUCUGAUGGUAUCCCCAUGGUGGUGUUCACUGGCCAGGUAGUGACCAGCGCCAUCGGUACCGAUGCCUUCCAGGAGGCCGAUGUUGUUGGUAUCUCGCGUGCCUGCACCAAGUGGAAUGUGAUGGUCAAGUCUGUUGGUGAGCUUCCCCGUCGUAUUCAGGAGGCUUUCGAGAUUGCGACCAGCGGUCGCCCUGGACCCGUCCUGGUCGACUUGCCUAAGGAUGUCACCGCCGGCAUUCUCCGCAACCCCAUCCCAAUGCAGAGCACCAUUCCCUCUCUCCCCAGUGCGGCUACCAUGGCUGCUCGUGAGAUGAGCAAGCGGUCCCUUGAUACCACUAUCAGCCGCGUUGCCCGCCUUGUGAACAAGGCUGAGAAGCCUGUUCUGUACGUUGGUCAAGGUCUGCUUGCUCGUCCUGAUGGUCCAGAGAUUCUGAAGGAGUUUGCCGACAAGUGCUCUAUUCCUGUCACCACUACUCUUCAAGGUCUUGGUGGAUUCGAUGAGCUUGAUCCCAAGGCUCUCCACAUGCUCGGUAUGCACGGCUCAGCUUACGCCAACAUGGCUAUGCAGGAGGCCGAUCUGAUCAUUGCUGUUGGUGCCCGCUUUGACGACCGUGUGACCCUGAGUAUUCCCAAAUUUGCCCCGCAAGCUAAGUUGGCUGCCGCUGAGGGACGUGGUGGUAUUGUGCACUUCGAGAUUAUGCCCAAGAACAUCAACAAGGUUGUUCAGGCUACUGAGGCCGUCGAGGGUGACUGCGCUGACAACCUCCGUCUUCUCUUGCCCCAUGUCAAGCCUGUUGCUGAUCGUCCUGAGUGGUUUGAGCAGAUCAAUGACUGGAAGUCUCGCUUCCCUCUGUCGCUCUAUGAGCGCCAGGAAGUGGAUGGCCCGAUCAAGCCCCAGAACGUCAUUGAGAAGCUCAGUGAUCUUACCGCGAACAUGAAGGAGAAGACCAUUAUCACUACUGGUGUGGGCCAGCACCAGAUGUGGACUGCCCAGCACUUCCGCUGGCGCCACCCCCGUACCAUGAUUACCUCCGGUGGUCUUGGUACUAUGGGCUUCGGUCUUCCUGCUGCCAUCGGCGCUAAGGUCGCCCGCCCUGACUGCCUUGUUAUCGACAUUGACGGCGACGCUUCCUUCAACAUGACUCUCACCGAGCUCUCCACUGCUGCCCAAUUUGGCAUUGGCGUCAAGGUCCUUCUGCUGAACAACGAAGAGCAGGGCAUGGUCACCCAAUGGCAAAACCUGUUCUACGAUGAUCGUUACUCUCACACCCACCAGCAGAACCCCGAUUUCGUUCCUCUUGCCAAGGCCAUGCGCGUUGCCGCUGACCGCGUCUCCAACCCCGCUGAGGUCGAGGCCAAGCUGAAGUGGCUGAUUGAGCAGGAUGGCCCUGCUCUUCUGGAGGUGAUCACUGACCGGAAGGUCCCCGUCCUGCCCAUGGUUCCUUCCGGCCGUGGUCUGCACGAGUUCCUUGUCUUCGACGAGGCCAAGGAGAAGGAGCGCAAGGAUUUGAUGCGCAGUCGUAAUGUCGACUUUGCCGUACGCAAAUGA
Messenger RNA from Penicillium longicatenatum, 2082 nucleotides. Its product is annotated as acetolactate synthase catalytic subunit. The coding region runs from base 1 to 2082 and encodes 693 amino acids. Gene Ontology annotation, cellular component: mitochondrion; acetolactate synthase complex. Gene Ontology annotation, molecular function: magnesium ion binding; thiamine pyrophosphate binding; flavin adenine dinucleotide binding. Gene Ontology annotation, biological process: L-valine biosynthetic process. Lineage: Eukaryota; Fungi; Ascomycota; Eurotiomycetes; Eurotiales; Aspergillaceae. The transcript is spliced from 5 exons. The record is from RefSeq and is a predicted model, not a curated record.